Penicillium lagena is the source of this 1476-nucleotide messenger RNA. RefSeq names its product alanine--glyoxylate transaminase. The transcript is spliced from 2 exons. The record is from RefSeq and is a predicted model, not a curated record. Gene Ontology annotation, cellular component: peroxisome. NCBI's taxonomy places the organism in Eukaryota, Fungi, Ascomycota, Eurotiomycetes, Eurotiales, Aspergillaceae. Gene Ontology annotation, molecular function: L-serine:pyruvate transaminase activity; L-alanine:glyoxylate transaminase activity. The annotation marks the transcript as partial.
GGAGAGUCGUUCACUAGUCCCCCUACCCCCGGUCCAGUACAUCGGCGGCGAUCCCCGAUCCCUCUCCCCUUUCCCUCGGGAAUCCACGAUCAUCACUCAGCUGCCCCGCGGUCGGAGCGCCGCGAAUCGGAAAAGCUGGCACCCAGAACAACUACGCAACGCUUGAGCCUGAUCUCCAGACACCUGGACCAGCGCCUGCCGUUGCCUGAGCUUAACACUCCCUUCUCGUCCGAGAGAGACUCCCUGCCUUCCGACGACCUCGAUUAUAAACCCGUCGACCUCUCCAACUUUCCUCCCCCUCCCACAUCCCCCAUCAUGUCUGCCCAAGCCCCUCAUAACACUUUGCUCAUCCCGGGCCCCAUCGAGUUCGACGAUGCCGUGCUGCAGUCCAUGGCCCACUAUGCCGAGAGCCACGUCUCUCCCAGCUUCGCCAAGGUCUUCGGUGAGGCCAUUACCCUCGUGCGCAAGCUGUUCCAGUCGACCGACCCCGCCGCCCAGCCGUUCGUCAUCUCCGGCAGCGGCACCCUAGGCUGGGAUCUGGUAUCCGCCAACCUGAUCGAGAGGGGCGAUAACGCACUGGUGCUCAACAACGGCUACUUUGGCGAUUCGUUCGGCAACUGCCUGGAAACAUACGGUGCCCAAGUGACGCAGCUCAAGGCGGUUAUCGGCGAGCGACACUCCCUUGAACAGGUCGAGCAGGCCCUGAGGGCGAAGCCGUACAAAGUUAUCACCAUCACCCACGUCGACACCUCGACCGGCGUGCUGAGCGACAUCAAGGGCGUGACGCAGCUCGUCCGCCGGGUCAGCCCCGAGACUCUGGUGGUGGUGGACGGCGUGUGCAGCGUGGGUUCGGAGGAGAUCGCUUUCGACGAGUGGGAUCUGGACGCCGUGGUCACGGCCAGCCAGAAGGCCAUCGGCUGCCCGCCCGGUCUGAGCAUUGUGAUGUGCUCCGGCCGCGCGAUCCAGCGUUCCCAGUCGCGCAAGACCCCGCCGGGCUCGUACUACGCCUCGAUGGCCAACUGGCUGCCCAUCAUGAAGAACUACGAGGCCUUCAAGCCCUCGUACUUCGCCACCCCUCCCACCCAGCUGGUCCACGCCCUGCACACCACUCUCAGCCAGAUCACCGCCCGCCCCGUCUCCGAGCGCAUCGCUGUGCACGCCCGUGAGUCGGACCGCGUCAAGGCUGCCGUCGCCGAGUUGGGUCUCAAGCAGUUGGCGGCCAACCCGGACUCCCAGGCCCACGGCAUGACCGCCAUGUACCUGCCCGAGGGUCUGACGCCGCCGGACGUGCUGCCUGGUCUGCUGAAGCGCGGCGUGAUCUUCGCAGCCGGCCUGCACAAGGAGAUUGCCACCAAGUACAUCCGCUUUGGCCACAUGGGUGUCAGUGUGACUGACCCCAACCGCAAUGAUAUUGACCACGCGCUGGCGGCGCUGAAGGAGGCUCUCGCUGAGGCCAAGCAGGCGAAGGGCUUGUAA